Molecule: messenger RNA, 981 nt
Organism: Haliotis rufescens (red abalone)
Lineage: Eukaryota; Metazoa; Mollusca; Gastropoda; Lepetellida; Haliotidae
Exons: 1
Coding region: 1-981 (326 amino acids)
Biological process (GO): DNA integration
Molecular function (GO): nucleic acid binding
Source: RefSeq, a predicted model, not a curated record
AUGGUGAAGCUGGUGGAGAUGAUUGAAUUCCGCCAUGAAUUACCAUCAUCACCUUGCGAAUACCAUCAAUCUUGUGAGCAUCUUCAUACGGUCGAUGGGGUUGUCAUAUACAAGGAUCGAAUUGUGAUUCCCCCAUUACUACGACAGGAUGUCCUGACUGCACUCCACUCCGCUCACCAAGGCGUGUCAUCGAUGAUGGCAAGAGCUGAAGCAUCUGUCUUCUGGCCUGGAAUCACUCCAGCUAUCACAGCCCUCAGAAACGAUUGCAAUCACCGCAACCGUAUGGCCCCCUCCCAACCUUGUGGCCCACCCACGCCACCUGUCUACCCAGUCUACCCAUUUCAACCUGUGCGUGCUGACUUUUUCCAUUACAAAGGGAUCAACUACUUAGUGGUUGUUGACAGAUACUCCAACUGGCCUAUAGUUGAAAGAACCUCCAGUGGUGCACCUGGCCUGAUUGAUUAUCUAUGCCGAACAUUUGUCACCUUUGGCAUCCCAGAUGAGCUAUCCUCUGAUGGUGGCCCUGAAUUCACAGCCUCAGCUACCAGAGAGUUCAUUCAAACAUGGGGUGUGCAUCAUCGCCUGUCAUCUGUUGCCUUCCCACAAAGCAAUUGUCGAGCAGAGGCUUGUGUCAAGACUGUCAAAAGAUUGAUAACAAACAACACUCAACCUAAUGGGGAACUUGACACCGAGGCCUUCCAAUGUGCAAUGCUACAAUACAGGAACACUCCAGACAGAGACACCAAGUUAUACCCUGCGAUGUGCGUCUUCGGUAGACCCAUAAAGGACUUUAUACCCAUAGUAUCUGGUCGCUAUAAACCACAUGACACAUGGCACGAUACCCUUUCCAUGAGAGAGGAUGCUUUGAGAAACCGACAUAUGAGGACGGCUGAACGGCUUACUGAGCACACCAAACAGCUACCACCCCUUGUUGUUGGGAAUCUCGUCCGAAUCCAGAGCAAACAGGUCCUCACCCACUGA